AUGACAGGAGACGCCUGUCUCCCGAAAGAAGAGUGGCCCUUGUCUUGCUUAGGCCAACGAGCUGCCCAGAGCGCUGCCCGCCUGGCUUCUGAGGAAGAUGUACACCGCCAUCUAGUGGAUAUGGGGGCUCACUGCAGUGUGCUCGUUCUCCCGCCUUUCCUUCUGGCCGGUACAGCGGUCACGGUGAUCCUGUGCUGGGCUGUUGGAGAGCUCGAGCUGCAAGCCACCGAGCGCGAGCUCGAGCGCGGCGCGCUGGCCGGGGAACCCAAGAGCGCACGGCGCCCCAAGCUGGCAGGCGCCGCGGGACCCCCCCCCCACCCUCGCCGGCUGCCCUUCCCCGGGCGCCCCUACCCUCCUCGCCCGCAGGAGACCCUGGGCUUUCCCGGAAGAGCUCACCCCAAGGGGCCAGGACUCCGGCGAGCCCGCCACCGUCCCCUCGAGUGCCGCCGCCACCACGGCAGCCGCGGGAGCAGCAUGGUCCAGCUGGGGAAGCUGCUCCGCGCCCUGACUUUGAUGAAGUUUCCCUGCUGCGUGCUGGAGGUGGUUCUGUGCGCGCUGGCGGCGGCGGCUCGCGGCCAGGAGAUGUACGCCCCGCACUCCAUUCGGAUCGAGGGGGACGUCACCCUCGGGGGGCUGUUUCCGGUGCACGCGAAGGGUCCCAGCGGAGUGCCCUGCGGCGACAUCAAGAGGGAGAACGGGAUCCACAGGCUGGAAGCGAUGCUCUACGCCCUGGACCAGAUCAACAGCGAUCCCAACCUGCUGCCCAACGUGACGCUGGGAGCGCGGAUCCUGGACACUUGUUCCAGGGACACUUAUGCGCUCGAACAGUCGCUCACUUUCGUCCAGGCGCUCAUCCAGAAGGACACCUCCGAAGUGCGCUGCACCAACGGCGAGCCUCCGGUUUUUGUCAAUCCCGAGAAAGUAGUUGGAGUGACUGGGGCUUCGGGGAGUUCGGUCUCCAUCAUGGUAGCCAACAUCCUGAGGCUUUUCCAGGUGGGGAAAAUGUACCAGCGUGUAUGCCUACUGGGACCACGUUUUCCAGAACAGUUAAGCCCAGUGUCAACUAUGCUGUCCCACCUUCCUCCCUUAGUGAGAAGAGAGCAGGCUGAAUGGAAGAAAGUCAUUAUGACCACUGGGGCCACUAAGAUGAAGACACUGAGGAAGAGAAAAGUUAAGAAUUUGCCUAUGAUCAGUUAUCCAUCUGUUCAGCCAGUGCACAAAUUACACUGCCCAACUCCAAGAUCAGAUUUCUAUGUCAACAGAGCCGCCAUCAGGAAACCAGGGAGAUACACCAUGGAUAUGCUGUAAAAAUUCAGUCAACUGUGAAGGUAGAAACUUUAUUAACCCGAGCUUUAAGCAUGGAAAGUAAAACCUGAGCAAAUAAUUCACACUCCUUUGAGCCAUUUUGCCCCAUCUUAUUUUACUUCUGACUAUUGCCUUAUGCCUCUAUUAGUUUCACUUUUACUGGUGGCCACACAUACUUUGCAUAAGGGUUCUCUUACCUGCACUUUCUUUUUCUUUUAAUUGCCUUCACGCUUCCUGUUCGAGUGCCACUUGCCGCGGACCAGCCGGAGAAAGAGGAUUUCACCGCCCAGGGUCAGAAGGGAAGGGGUAAGGAACUGAAGUAGCACCGACGAAUGGGGUCAGAAGGACCAAGACAACUGAUGGUUGCAAGGCAAAUUUUAUUAUGCUACAGUGGCAGAUUAUAUAGACUAGAAAAAGGAAGGUUGCCAGAUGGUGGUUUACAUUAUCUACAGACUGUCUCGGCUCAAGGUUAACUUCCCUGGGAGGAAACCCAUAAACCCAGAAUCAUCAAAAACAACCUGCAUGUGCAGGGGGGAGACAGCUUUGCUUGUCUCAUUUUACAUUCUUUCUGAUCUCUGGGCCCUGGUGAUUUAUCUCCCAUGGAAUGGAACAAGGAGGGGAACAAGUAGGGACAGUC
Orcinus orca (killer whale) is the source of this 1942-nucleotide messenger RNA. RefSeq lists its product as uncharacterized. The coding region runs from base 1 to 1308 and encodes 435 amino acids. Gene Ontology annotation, cellular component: membrane. The transcript is spliced from 7 exons. Lineage: Eukaryota; Metazoa; Chordata; Mammalia; Artiodactyla; Delphinidae. Gene Ontology annotation, biological process: G protein-coupled glutamate receptor signaling pathway; regulation of synaptic transmission, glutamatergic. The record is from RefSeq and is a predicted model, not a curated record. Gene Ontology annotation, molecular function: group III metabotropic glutamate receptor activity.